Messenger RNA from Talaromyces marneffei, 2190 nucleotides. RefSeq lists its product as uncharacterized. The coding region runs from base 1 to 2190 and encodes 729 amino acids. The record is from RefSeq and is a predicted model, not a curated record. Gene Ontology annotation, cellular component: nucleus. The transcript has 3 exons. Gene Ontology annotation, molecular function: chromatin DNA binding. NCBI's taxonomy places the organism in Eukaryota, Fungi, Ascomycota, Eurotiomycetes, Eurotiales, Trichocomaceae.
AUGUAUAGCGCAUCUCAUCAGUCCUCGGCGCCUAUGAAUGGCAUGUCGGGGGAAGUUAUUGACGGCUCGGGCACCAUCAACCCAGCAGCGCUGAAUACUGCCGCGUCGCUUUCUGCGCCGACCACUGCACCAUCGAAUCUUAGUCCUCGAGGAAUUAAGCGAAGUCGAUCUCCGGAUCAAUAUGGUGAUACUGGGUUAGACGGCGGAGAUCAUGAAGAUCACUCGAUACAUCAUGAUGAACAUGGCCGACGAAAGCGUGGGCGACCCCCGAAAACGUCGCGCCCGUCAAGUGCCACUACUAACACUACAAAUACACACUACGUUCCUCCUCACCAACAUCCCUCAGCCGUAGCUGGCGCAAUGCAAACGCCGCAAUUGUCAGUUCAACCUCUCCCUAACCAGACAUCUAUAUCACCCCCGCAACAUUCGCCGCCUGCGAAAACAACUCCUACAAAAACGCUAGUCAAGGCUCUACCGACAGUGCGCGAUCACACGACAGACACAUUGAAUGAAGGUCGCGACGAAUACCUAGCUAAAGAAUGGGACGAUGCUGGAGAGACCAAAGUUGAUAUGGAUGGCUAUUUGAAAGAUGGUCGCGUGUAUAGGUGUCGGACCUUUCGCGUACCUGGUCGCGGAAACAAGUUAUUCAUGCUGGCAACCGAAUGUGCGCGAGUGCUCGGCUACCGCGACUCCUACUUGCUCUUCAACAAAAACCGAUCGCUGUUCAAGAUUAUCGCAAGUCAAAUCGAAAAAGAUGAUCUCAUUCAACAAGACAUUCUUCCAUACUCUUACAGAUCUCGUCAGAUUGCAAUUGUAACCGCUCGAUCCAUGUUCCGUCAGUUUGGCAGCCGUGUCAUUGUGGACGGUAGGCGAGUUCGUGACGAUUAUUGGGAAAGUAAGGCAAGAAAGCAGGGAUUUACCGAGGAGGAUUUGGCAGGAGAGAAGCGGCCUGGAGCCGCCAAGGCUCGUGACGCAGCUGCUGCAGAGGCCGCUGCCAACGCCGGUAUUUUGCCAGGUCUUGGUCAAAAUGAUAUCGUUUAUAGCACUGCAAUUGAAGGAAUGCCACAUCUACCUCCCGGUCUAGCAGGCCAUGGAGGCGUUUCGCUUGCGCCACUUCCGAUGAUUCACCUAGCGCCUACGACAGAUGACCCAAGAUUACGAGAAUAUAGCUCUAUGCCCCGUCCUCGGCAGGAAAUGACAGGGCAGGCAUAUCAAGACCGAUCUCAACCCAGCACAGCUGCAGAGAUUCGCAAUCAGGCUACGCACACGGCAGAAUUCAACAAAAUCCUAAACACACAGCGAGCGUUUAGGCAAAAAGGCUUGGAAGAAUUUUAUACAACACCUCGUGAAGUACCCACAUCUUCGCCGACUCAUGCCGAUGUAGUCGCAGCUGCUACGGCACCGGCCUCGCAGCCAUUGCAGUCACCACAAAUGACGCCUUCAGGCGCCAUAAUGAAUCAGACGACGCAGCAGCAUCGUGGGGUUCUUGCCGGGCAACAACAGGCGCAACUGAUGACUCCACCAUCUCAGACUGCGUACAGUCAACAACAGCAGACAGCGUCGCAGGUAACCGUACAGUCACCGUUAGGGAACAAUAUGCAUGGUAUCCUGCCUGAUGCGCUCCACGUGAGGCAAGCUAAUGCAGCGGCGCUGUCAUCGGCGACAUCACAGACACCAACAUACGGCUAUCAAUCGCAGGCGCAGCCGAUAUGGGGACAACCACCGCCUCAACCACAGCAUCAACAACCAACCCUGUCCGCAUCACCUCACAUGGGAAUGUCACAAUACGCAGGACAAAUACCGCAACAAAGCCCGUCGUCACACCCAGGCAGUGGUCAACAACCGCAUCCAUCGCAGUCGCCACACAAUCAGGCACGGCCCACACAAGCGAUGCCCCAAGGCAUGCAGAUGCACCCCCAGGUUGGGCAACCGGGCAUGCCAUCGAUGGGAUACCAAGCUGGGGCAGUUACGUAUAGCAACGUACCAAACCCUCGAGCUAUGUAUGCACAAGCUCAAUCCCCCAUUCAGCAACAAUUUGUGCCUGCUCAAGCGGGUGGAAUGACAAUGGCGAUGGGAGCUGGAGUCGGCAUGCCAGGUUGGCCAUCUCCAGCUGGGGGCGGACACAUACAACCUGGGCAACCCCAACAAGGCCAGGCUGGUAGCCCACUAGGAGGAUGGUCCAGUUAUUAG